This is a messenger RNA of Suillus clintonianus, 981 nucleotides long. RefSeq lists its product as uncharacterized. The transcript has 4 exons. NCBI's taxonomy places the organism in Eukaryota, Fungi, Basidiomycota, Agaricomycetes, Boletales, Suillaceae. The record is from RefSeq and is a predicted model, not a curated record. The coding region runs from base 33 to 905 and encodes 290 amino acids.
UAUUGGACAACAAACCACAACAACGUCUGAUCAUGAUCCAAAAGUUCGCCAAUCCGCAUCUCCAGGCUCAAGACUUUGAGAUUGUGUCUCGAGCACAGCGAAGGGCUGAUGUGGACGACAUCACGGACGCGGACGGUACAUCUGAUGUCGAGGUCACGACCUCAAAGCGCAAGCUGCACACGCUCCUUUUCUCAGAGUUUGGACAGUGCCUAUCAACUGCUUCUGGCCAUGUUCCCAGGACUAAGAAGCAAUGUAAUGAGAACGAGACAACACCGCCGGAUAUACAGGAUGGUCUAAUAUCGUUUCGCCUGCUUUCCAGUACUGCACCCCCAAGGAUUAUAUCAACUAUCCCGAAACCUCCGCCCCGGCCAAAAACAAGGCCACCUGAUUGCGAAGACAAUAUCAUUCAGGCUGACGAACGGAUGAAACGCGCCCAGUCUGUAGCCGUGGACUUUGCAUGGCUAGGCGCAUCGUCGCAAAAGUACUCCAAGCCAUCUGUGAAAGACAAUCAGAAGGUCGUUCGCAUGAGAGGCGAUUUACCAGUUCCUCACCCUGCGGUGAUGGUCACCGAAUGCCAUCGACACCGAACAGCGCGCAGGCAGACACUGAGACCACCGAUACUCGAUGCCAUCGAUUCUCCGCAUUCAUUGCGGGCGACUUGCAUCGUUUUACCCACUGGUCUUCCCGAGGAUUCGCACCACAAGACACGCGCCAAAGCAGUCACGAAGAAGCCAUCUUUCGAGCGUCCACCCCCUGCAUAUUGGAGGCCAGAUUCUCAUCAACGGGGGAAAUGCGUGGGCUAUGCACUGGGCUAUCCUGGAAGUUGGAGUGUUCGUUAUGAGGGCGAUCCGAGGAAACGAUGGUAUGUGAGAGAUACAAUGCGGAAAGCGGCUUUCAGCACGUAGAAUUCUGUUUCUGUUGAACGUGUAACCGCAAUUGAGGCAACUUCGAGGGACCGGGCAGCAUAUUCAAGGUUCGGUA